This is a messenger RNA of Toxoplasma gondii ME49, 5292 nucleotides long. RefSeq names its product 2-oxoglutarate dehydrogenase e1 component, mitochondrial precursor, putative. The transcript has 11 exons. The record is from RefSeq and is a predicted model, not a curated record. Gene Ontology annotation, cellular component: mitochondrion; oxoglutarate dehydrogenase complex. Gene Ontology annotation, molecular function: oxoglutarate dehydrogenase (succinyl-transferring) activity; thiamine pyrophosphate binding. Gene Ontology annotation, biological process: tricarboxylic acid cycle. Bases 981 to 4331 code for a protein of 1116 amino acids. Lineage: Eukaryota; Apicomplexa; Conoidasida; Eucoccidiorida; Sarcocystidae.
UCGGGGCUGUAAAGUCUCUGCUGUCUCUGAACUUCUUUUAUCGCGGGAGGUUCGAGUUUUUAGACAGCUUUCUCCGUGUGCAUCGCCUUGCCGCUACUUUUGACUGGCGGUUUCUCUGCGAGCUUUGUCGAGGGACUCUUGUAGCGUCUCUCUCUUCCGUUACCCGCAGAAAUUCUCCCCGGUCUCGGAGCGGAACUUUUUCUGCCUCUUCAUGCCUCGCACUUUCACUGCUCGCGCGUGAGCGGGCAGAUGGGGGGAAGUCCUGCAACGGAAAUCCGGAUUCUUCUCGUUUUUCCCCUGCCCUUUCACAGGGCUCGUUGUCUUCUUUCGCUCCUGUCUCCACUUGGGAGUUCUUUCUUCUCUCCUUUCCUCCGUCUUGCUUUCUUGUCGCCCGAGUUUGCGAAAAACCGAGCCGCGCCUUCCUCGCUCUGCACCGACGUGUGUCGCAGGCCUCAAACGCUCUCGACUUUCUCCUGGCUUUCUGUGGCCGGCUUUCGUCGCCUUUUUUCUGCUCCACAACGCAGACGCAAAUCAACUUUUCCAGCGACGAAGGCCGUUUCUGCAGGGAGAGCGCAUAAAGCAGCAAAAGCGGACUCUUCGUGAAGUGAGCGCAUCGUGGAGAGCUCGCGGGCCUCAGUGCGCAUGCGCGAGAGAAAAACACUCACUUCCCUCUGGAGCUUGGAAACGCGUUCGUCGGCUUCUGCUGCGACUGCUCUGCGACUCCACCGUGUCUCUUUUCGCCUAUCCUGAAAAGAAAAACAGGAAACCUCGGGGGAGACAUCUCUUCCGGCCGUUCAGCUCCCUCACAAAGUGCUGAACUCGAAAGGGCACGAGAGUUCAUCUUCUCUCACGGUGUCUCUCUCGCCUUCUCACUCCCCUUCCCGUUCCCCGAUCGUUUCGUUCCCUUUCUCACUUCCCCUGCUUUGUUUUUCUCGCGAGUCGCCGUGCGGCCUCUCCGUGUUUCCUCCCCAUUCUCAACCAUGAGGAGCCUGCGCUCGUUCUCCACCUCUCGGUGGACUCGCGGGGCUUCGCUCUCGCACCCGACGGCGCGUCGUUCGCCGUCUGCCUCUCUGUCUCUUUCCUCGUCUCUCCUGUCUCCCGUCGUUGUGUCGGCGCGGGAGUCUCUUCUCGGGAGCUCUCGGCGCUCUGCAUGCGGGGCCUCGCGGCUCCUGGCGUGCGACUUCGCCUCCUCGCGCCCGACGAGCGCGGCAGCUCUGACCGGCGCGCCUCUCGCCUCCGAGUCGUUUCUCACGGGGACGAGUGCUGCGUACGUCGAGCAGAUGUACAACGCCUGGCAGCGAGAUCCGAGCUCUGUGCAUGCGUCUUGGAACGCGUACUUCACGAACGUGUUGCAGGAUUUGCCCGCAGGUGCCUCCUUCUGUCUCCCGCCCUCUGCAGGUGUCUCUUCGGGCCUGCUUGGCUCCACGACCGCGGUCGGAGGCGCGGCGCGGGGCGCACCGUUCAUCUCUUCGGCGCCAGGGUCGCUGCCGGCGGGUGCGUCGUUUGUGACUCCGGAGUCGCUGCCGGUCUCCCCGCAACAGAGUGUACACGACACCAGUCGCUUGAUUCAGAUGGUUCGCGGCUAUCAAAUGCGCGGACAUGAGAUCGCCGCUGUGAACCCACUGUCUCUGCCCCAGGAGACACCCUUCGUUUCUGGGUCUCGCGGCCCGACGCCCGCGGGGACGCUCGACUUCGAGGCGUACGGCUUCACGAAGGCAGACCUCGACAAGGUCUACGAUUGCCGCGUGGACGGCAUGUGCGGUUUUCUCUCUCCGGAGUUCCCGCCGCGUCCGCUGCGGCAGAUCAUUCAGCGUCUGGAGGAGGCGUACUGCGGCUCGGUUGGGGUCGAGUACAUGCACAUCGGAGAUCGAAACGUCUGCAACUUCAUUCGGCAGUGGAUCGAGACGCCUGCCAAGUACGGCUUCACGACGGACAUGAAGAAGAAGAUCCUUGCGAGGACGGCGCGUUCGCAGAUGUUCGAGAACUUCUGUGGGCAGAAGUUCAGCACCAGCAAGCGCUUCGGCCUCGACGGCUGCGAGACGAUGAUCGUCGCGAUGAAAGCCAUCACGAAGAAAGCCGCGCGGGAGGGCGUCAACAGUGUGGUGAUCGGGAUGCCUCACCGCGGGCGUCUCAAUGUUCUUGUGAACGUUCUGCACAAGCCGAUGCAGCAGCUGCUGUCGGAGUUCCUGGGCGUCACCUCUUACUCGUCGGCGGAAUGGGGGAACUCGGGAGACGUCAAGUAUCACUUGGGGGUCGAGUUCGAUCACUUCGACGCCGACGCUCAGCGGUACAUACACAUGGGCGUCCUCGCGAAUCCGUCGCAUCUGGAGGCGGUCGAUCCGCUUGUGAUUGGCCAAGCGCGCGCGCAGCAGUACUACUCCGAAGACGAAGACUCGACGAAGGUAUUGCCUGUGAUUCUCCACGGCGACGCGUCGGUCGCAGGCCAGGGCGUCGUCUACGAGACUCUCCAGAUGUCGCAGCUCCCGAACUACCGCGUCGGUGGAACGAUUCAUAUCGUCGUGAACAACCAAAUCGGCUUCACCACCAAUCCGGUCGACUCGAGCAGCGGACGCUACUGCACAGACAUCGCGAAGGCACUGGACGCCCCAGUGUUCCACGUUAAUGCAGACGACCCAGAGGCUGUGACCUUCGUCAGCGAACUGGCCCUCGAGUACCGACAGAGAUUCAAGGGAGAUGUAUUCAUCGACCUGAUUGGAUACAGACGGCUCGGCCACAACGAACUGGACAUGCCCAAGUUCACUCAGCCGCGCAUGUACAACUUGAUCUCGAAAAAGAAAAGCGUCUUCGACAUCUACUCUGAACGCCUCCUCAAUGAGGGAGUUGUCACCGAAGCAGAUCUGCAACAGCUGAAACAGAACAUCUUGGCAUUUUACAAUGCCGAGUACGAAAAGUGCAGAGACUUCCUCCCAAGCCAGCAGUACGAGUACUCGCCUCAAUGGAAGCAUCUCGUUCGCCCAGACGUCCCUGCCGCGCCGCAGCUUACAGGUGUACCGUUGGAUCGUCUACGCGAGCUUGGAACGAAGAUUUUCACACUUCCGCCCGACUUCAACGUGCAUCCGACUGUGGGGAAGAUUUACAAAGAGCGCUUGAAUGCAAUCCAGGCUGCACCAGACGAGAAUUUAAUUGAUUUCGGAACUGCUGAGAACCUCUGCUACGCCACCCUUCUCUCUGAUGGAUUCCACGUCCGCAUCGCUGGCCAAGAUGUGCAGCGAGGUACUUUUUCUCACCGCCACGCUGUGCUGCACGAUCAAACGACCUUCGAGCCUUACUCGAUCUUUGACUCGUUGAAGUGCUACGGCUUCCCCCAUAAAAUUCAAACCGUCAACUCGCCGCUCUCCGAAUAUGCUGCGAUGGGCUACGAACUCGGCUACUCGCUCGAACAUCCUGACUCUCUGUGCAUUUGGGAGGCGCAGUUCGGGGACUUUGCGAACGGCGCACAAAUCAUCAUCGAUCAGUUCAUCGCCAGCGGUGAAGUCAAGUGGAACAAGCAAACCGGCAUUGUGGUCAUGCUCCCGCACGGCUACGACGGACAAGGCCCGGAACAUUCGUCCGGACGCAUCGAGAGAAUUCUUCAACUUUGCGACGACCGCGAGGACGUCAUUCACCAUGAAAACUGGGAACUGGAGAAGUCCAGCAUCAUUCAGCAACACAAUCUCCAGGUGAUCAUGCCGAGCACACCGGCAAACACCUUCCACGCGCUGCGUCGACAGGUUCAUCGCGAAUUCCGAAAGCCUCUGAUCAUCUUCUCUCCCAAGCGCAUGCUGAAAAUGCGGGCGGCCAUGUGCACGCUGAACCAACUCAACGAGGGCACUCGCUUCAGAAGAUACAUCCCCGACAAGACUGCCGAACCCGAGAAGGUCACGCGCCUAAUUGCGUGCAGUGGUCAGGUCUACUACGACCUCAUUGCUGGCAAAGACAAGAUGAAGAACGGCGACGAAAACGGAGAUGGCGACAAGAUCGCCAUUGCGCGCAUGGAGCAGCUGUCUCCCUUCCCCUUUGAUCUUUUCAUUGAGGACCUGAAGCGCUUCCCGAAUCUCAAGUCUGUCGUCUGGGCGCAAGAAGAGCCCAUGAACCAAGGUGCUUGGUUCUACACAUCCAAACGCAUUGAAUCUUCGCUGCGACACCUGAAUUUCCCGAACGGCAUUCGGUCUCCAAUCUACGCUGGCCGAGACGUUUGCGCGGCGACUGCUGUCGGCGACAAGAAACUCCACGACCAAGAGCUAGCGCAACUCCUGCAAGACGCCCUCGACAUCAACCGCACCACUCACUCGUACUUGGAAAAAUAUUUGCACAAACAAGAAAACAAAUAAAAACAGAUGUACGCAUGUGCAAAUAUACAAACAUAUAUAUAUAUAUAUAUAUAUAUGGGUGUAUUUGUAUGUAGGUGAAUGCGUAUCACAAACUAACAGCUGCAAAUAAAUCAGUGUACAUAUGUAAAGAUAUUCGUAUGGAAAUCGAUACAUUUUUGUGAACCUAAGUAUAUGCAUAUUUACGUAGGUGAGCAUGUGUAUCGUAUACAAAUAGGCAUGUAUGGGCAUGCAGUAUGUGUGCCCAGUGUCGUCCACAGCUCUCUCUGGUCUGGGAGUCUCCAGGAGAUAUGAGUUUUGGGGAGCUGUGCAGUACCGCUGAAUGUGUCUCGUUUUUCAUGUUGCCCCUCUCAGGAGCUGGGGGACCGUUUCGAUUUUUUUUGACUGCAUGCGCGUUUCGGGGCGACUCUGAAGCUUCUCGCAGCGUUCUUUUCACUCUGCGAGUUCGCCUUUGACGUCUGCGCAAUUCUCCUUCCCAGAGAUUAAUCUCUGGAUGUUUGGAGCUGAAGACAGACGUCUUUCUCGCGACGUCUGAGGGCGACGAAAAAUGGACUCGGCGCGUCUCCCCGUGUGGAUGUCGUCAAAAAAUCGAAUUGCUCGUUUCAACGCGACCACUCUUCAAAAAUUUUUCGACCGAAGCAACGGGGAAACUGCGCGUCGCGAAAGUCGCAUGCAUUCUGGAAAAAACGAAACAGUCCUGCUUCAUGAUAGGCAGAAGCCGCGAGUUUUGUAGAUACGGCGACUCACACAUAAUUCCCUACAGAUAUAUCCAAAUUCAUAUAUAUAUAUAUAUAUAUAUAUCUUUAUAUUUGUAGAUAUGGUUAAUAAGACACAUAUGCUCAUAUACGCGUUAAUAUAUAUCUAGGUACGUAUGCGUUAUAUAUGUUGAUGCAUUUGUAGAUCCACGGUCAGAUAAGCACAUGUUUAUAUACACAGUAGAUUGCGAUAUGUGGAGGAUGUGAGG